Molecule: messenger RNA, 929 nt
Organism: Effrenium voratum
Lineage: Eukaryota; Dinophyceae; Suessiales; Symbiodiniaceae
Source: the annotation of a GenBank genome assembly
CCAGAGUUCAUGAUCAAUCCUUGAGAUGUUGGCUUCGACUGCCCUAUUCUUGAGGAAUUAACUCAUGCUGCUUCUCAAAGGAUCUUUGCUCUUGGCCGCGGCGCUGGGCAGCUUCGAACCAAACUGCAAGAAGUACCCGCAGCUUUGCGCGGAUACGUCUGGCUACGUGGUGGUGAUCGAUGCUGGCAGCACUGGGUCGCGAAUCCAUGUCUUCAAUUACGAGUACCGCACCCUGGAGACACGCAGGUUCCCACUGAUUGUGAGCCCUCCGCUGACGUUGCCGUCAGAAAUCGCGGUGGCCAGCAGCCGCCCGGGGUUGUCCUCCUUCUUGCACCACCUCGACAGCAUCCCCAGGCACUUGGAAGAGUUGCUGAAGCAUGCAGCAGACGCCUUGCUCUUGCACAAUCCCCACGUGGACCUGAAGCUGGUGCCCCUUUACCUGGGCGCCACCGCUGGGCUGCGGGAGAUCUCCUCGGAAGACCGGGACGCGGUGAUGAGGGCUGCAAGAGGAUAUUUGCGGAAGCAGCGAAUCUUCCCAGUGACUCGCGACGAGCAGGUGCGGGUGCUAUCGGGCGAGGAAGAGGGAGCCUUCGGGUGGCUGGCGCUCAACCAGUUGCAGGCAGGGAUCAGCCCAGAUCCAGACACGACUUUGGGGGCGCUGGACUUUGGUGGGGCCUCUGCGCAGAUUGCAUUCGUGCCGCAGGAGACGUCCAUCCUGGCCAACCUCUUUCCCAUGCACUUUGGCGGAAGCAUUCGAGGCCCUAUUCAUCUCUACUCAAAGAGCUUCAACGGCUUUGGCAAUGUGAUCGCCUUCCAGAGAGCUACGCGCGUGCUGAUGGCGGGUCUGAAGCACAGCGAUCCUCAGGAAGUGAAGCAUCCCUGCCUGCCAACGAACCUGACCUGGAAGGUUCGCAUCGGCGAGUUCGGCG